AUGUAUCCGAUUCCUGACCGAGUCUUCGAGCUGUAUAACGACAGUCAGGUCUCCACCAACAUGGGCCUGUUCACCGAGAUCAACCACGCCUGGAUCACCAUCGACAAUUGUCUCUUCCUGUGGGACUACACACAUCCCAACCCUGACCUCGUCGGCUUCGAGGACCAGCCGCAUAGCAUUACUGGUGUUGCUCUGGUUGCUCCAAAGCCCGGCGUCUUCGUCAAGUCCAUCACCCAUAUCCUCGCGCUUGCUACCUCGUCCGACCUCAUCCUACUCGGCAUCUCUGCAACGUCGACUCCUUCCGGCGCCAAGACAAUUGAGCUGUACCAGACAAAGAUGGCACUGCAUAAGGGCAGUAGCGACGUCAGCAUUGUUGCCGGGUCGGCUAAUGGACGGAUUUUCUUCGGCGGUCAGAACGACACAGAUGUCUACGAGCUAUACUACCAGCAGGAGGAGAAGUGGUUCUCAAGUCGCUGCGGCAAGAUCAAUCACACCCACCCGGGGUGGUCAUCCGUUGUCCCCAGCCUACCAGGUCCCAUUGAUUUCUGGUCGCAGAGACAACACGAACAUCUCAUCGACAUUGUGAUUGAUGAUACACGCAACCUCCUCUACACCCUAUCAAGCAGGUCCACCAUUCGAACAUACCAUAUGGACGGCCCCGACAAGCUCACCAAGGUGAUUGAAAAGGAUAAGAUGGGUUGCUUGCGAGAUAUUACCCACAUGAGUCCCUCCUCUCCUCUAUUGACUGACCGGAUGAAUAUCGUCAGCAUCAGUCCCAUUUCCGCGCGCGAAGCAUCCAAGUUGCAUCUAAUGGCUCUGACCGACACUGGUUGCCGCAUAUUCCUCAGCGCAACGAGCUCUGCCUCCUACAUGAUGGCGGCUUCGGCGAAUCUCGCGCCUCAAAGCAUGCAAGUACAAUUCGUCAAAUUUCCGCCCAAGGAUCAGCUGGGCUCAGAUCCGCGAUCAUCACGACAAAGCACUGGUGAUAUUGUUGAUCUGCAGUCUCGUUCUCUGGACUGUAGCAAGUUUGGACAACGCUUUGCUCCCGGCUACUUCUUCGAUUUUGUUACCAAGAACAUGGAAAAUCCCAAUAUGGACCUCCUAUUCGUUUCAGCGCCAGAAACAGGUCGCAUCAAGGUCUCGGGUCCGGCAUCUGCCCUCAAGUACUACGAGCAUGCAAAUUGGAUCAAUCUCGGCGAAAACACUAGAUCUGUUGGUGUCGGAUUGCUAACCAAGCCGUUUGCCGCAGCCGGGCAGCCUAUGGGCUUUGGUAACGAGCUUGCCGUACAGUUCGAGGGUCCGGCAAGCGAGUUCGCCGUGAUGACAAACAGUGGAGUCCACGUCAUCCGAAGGAGAAGACUAGUUGACAUCUUUGCGGCUGUUGUCCGGGCUGCUGUUGGCGAAGAGGGCCUCGAGCGUGAGAUGCGAAGGUUCAUAUCCUUGUAUGGACGCGUCGAGACUGUGUCUGCGGCCCUGGCAGUGGCAUGUGGGCAGGGCAGUGAUUUUCGAACCGGCACAGGACGGGCUACCGAUCAGGGCACAGAGGACAGAGCAAAGGCAGCAUUCGUUGACUUUGGCGGACAGCCUACUGUCUCAGAGACGGAUGGCACCCAGAUCACGGCAGAUGCAGUCAAGCUUUCAUCCCGACACGACGCCCUUGCGCUGUAUCUCACGCGUCUUAUCAGAAAAUUAUGGAAGUCAAGAGUCAUCGCUCAGGGCGUAGACCCCACGGGCGGGAUCGUUGUGAGCUCUACCAUACCGACGCCAACUCUUAAUGCGGUGCAAGAAAACUUGGAACGCCUGCGGUCAUUCUUAGAAUCGAAUAAGGGCAUCAUUCAGGGCCUGUCCGGUCCGUCAGACCUGCAACGGGUCGGCAGUCGUCAGGAAGAGGUCGCCCUUCAGGCUGAACAUCAAGCUCUACAUGCACUACAGAAGCUCAUGGAGAGUAUCUCAGAAGGGAUCUCAUUCGUGAUCAUGUUGUUCGAUGAGCGGGUUGCUGACAUCUAUGUGCGCCUCGAUCCGACCUCUCAGCAAGCUUUGCGCCACCUAACCUAUGAGAAUUUAUUCUCGCAAGAUUCGGGCAAAGAGCUCGCAAAGCUUCUCGUGAAGGCGAUUGUAAAUCGUAACAUCGAGAGUGGAUCAAAUGUAGAGACUGUUGCUGAUGCACUCCGCAGACGUUGCGGCAGUUUUUGCAGUCCCGACGAUGUAGUAAUUUUCAAGGCACAGGAGCAGCUAAAGAGAGCAUCAGAACAGGCAGCGAACCCGAACAUUGUCCGCCAACUACUCAACGAGAGCUUGCGAUUGUUCGAGCGUGUGGCUGGUAGCUUAUCCUUUUCGAACCUCAAGGGCGCCGUUGAGCAGUAUGUUGCCCUCAAGUAUUAUGCCGGGGCCAUCCAAUUGUGUCUCAUUGUCGCUCGAGAGAAGGAUCGCGGCAACUCAGCCCUUUCAUGGAUUAAUGAUGGUCGCCCUGCUUCUGACCCACGGAGAAAAGCAUUCGAUGAGCGGAGACGAUGCUAUGACCUCAUUCAUGAAGUCAUGCAGAGGCUGGACGCAGUUUCAAGUUUGGAGCCGGACAUGAUCGAUGGCAAGAUGACACUCGCAGCCACAAAGCGAUCCGAAGCCUACGCCGUUGUCAACGAGUCCGAUGACGAAGUCUUUCAUUUCGAUCUCUAUGAAUGGUACAUCGACCAGAAUUGGACAGAUCGUAUAUUGGCUAUCGAGUCUCCGCACGUCAUCACUUUCUUGCAGCGGCUGGCAGCGGUGGACGCACGACAUGCUGAUCUACUCUGCCGCUUCUAUACCCACCGUAGCCGCUUCUUUGACGCUGCGCAAGUCCAGGCUGAUUUGGCCAAGUCAGAUUUUGAUAUAGGAAUCAAGGAUCGAAUUACCCUGCUCAGUCGCGCCAAGGGCAACGCAAGCGUGUCAACGGCAGGAGUGAGUCGUCAACAGCAGCAGAUGCUCAAUCACGAAGUCACGGAGCUGCUUGAGAUUGCACACAUACAGGAUGACCUUCUCGAGCGACUGCUGGCUGAUCGACGAAUUCCAGAUGAGCGCAAAGUGGAAGUUGAGAGAGCCCUGGAUGGGCCCAUCCAGGGUCUUACCGAACUCUUCAACAACUAUGCCGACCAAGCUGGUUACUACGAUCUCUGCCUGCUUAUCUAUCAUGCAGCUGAUUAUCACAACCCCCGCGUGAUCGAGGAUACCUGGAAGAACCUUAUCAACAACACUCACUACGAUAUUGUAGAACGAGAACAGGCAUGGGAGGACCAUCGUGCAGGACGUGCUGUCACUGCCGAAGUCGGCAUUCCCGACACUUUGCCGCCCAAACCAUACGAAGCGGUGUCUGUGCAGAUACAGACAAUUGCCCAUCGUACCUCACUGGACAGCCUCAUCUUCCCAGUCGAUACCCUACUUACCAUUCUCUGCGAAUACGCUGUAACGAAUCAACAAGAUGAGAGUAUCGGAGCCGACCCAGAAUGGCCCUUGGUGCUGUUCCUUGGGCUAGGCGUCUCUCAUGCCAUGGUAACUCGCGUUCUUGAACACAUAUUUGAUGCUCAAGAAGCUCCGUUCACGGGAAGACGACGUCGGACAGUCGUGAGAUGGAUUCUUGUUGUAGUCGAAGCCUGGAAGCGGGAGGUUGAGAGGCGAGGAUUAGGAUCGGCUGGAAAGGGUGAGACCGGCCUAGGUGUGUGGGUCGUUGAUCUGUUGGCUCGUAUGGACGAAGCCAUGACAGAGAUGGUCACCCAGGACAAGGCAAGCCGACCGGGGCAUGCCACAGCAACCGACGAGAUCUGGCGAAAAACAAGGGCGCUGAAGCGUGCUGUUGAGAACAUCGUGGUAACGGCCGAGCGAGGAAGCUUGAGAUUCCUAUGA
Molecule: messenger RNA, 3873 nt
Organism: Phaeoacremonium minimum UCRPA7
Lineage: Eukaryota; Fungi; Ascomycota; Sordariomycetes; Togniniales; Togniniaceae
Product: putative nucleoporin nup157 170 protein
Exons: 2
Coding region: 1-3873 (1290 amino acids)
Biological process (GO): transcription-dependent tethering of RNA polymerase II gene DNA at nuclear periphery; protein localization to nuclear inner membrane; protein import into nucleus
Cellular component (GO): nuclear pore inner ring; nuclear pore
Molecular function (GO): structural constituent of nuclear pore
Source: RefSeq, a predicted model, not a curated record